Molecule: messenger RNA, 1161 nt
Organism: Thalassophryne amazonica
Lineage: Eukaryota; Metazoa; Chordata; Actinopteri; Batrachoidiformes; Batrachoididae
Gene: rhoub
Product: ras homolog family member Ub
Exons: 3
Coding region: 165-878 (237 amino acids)
Biological process (GO): small GTPase-mediated signal transduction
Molecular function (GO): GTP binding; GTPase activity
Source: RefSeq, a predicted model, not a curated record
CGUGACCAGAGAUACCGGAGCUUUGUUCGUGACCUUCCGCGGCGGGUUUGACACUGGUCGUGUGGAUCGGUUUUAACACUUUGUGGAGGACUUCCGUCCUUAUGGUUGCUCCUGCUUCUGUCCCCCGAGGACGCUGUCGGUGACCGUCACCUCCUGUGACCACCAUGGACUACGGAAGGACCAUGGCCCCGCCGGUGCCCCCGCACAACCCCAAACCCGCCCGGGCCGGACAGGCGCCGGAGCGGCUGCUGAAGUGCGUGCUGCUCGGGGACGGAGCGGUGGGUAAAACCAGCCUGGUGGUCAGCUACACGACGAACGGAUACCCGACGAAAUACGUCCCCACCGCGUUCGACGACUUCUCAGCUGUAGUUCAGGUGGAUGGGAACCCUGUCAGACUCCAGUUGUGUGACACUGCAGGACAGGACGAGUUUGACAAACUUCGCCACUUCUGCUACCCUCGGACUGAUGCCUUGCUGCUGUGCUUCAGUGUGGUCAGCCCCGCCUCCUUUCAAAAUGUCGGCGAGAAGUGGGUCCCCGAAAUCCGCCGUCGCUGCCCUUUCACUCCCAUCCUGUUGGUGGGGACGCAGUGUGACCUGCGGCAGGAUGUCAAGGUUCUGAUCGAGCUGGCGAGGCGGCGGGAGAGACCCGUGCUUGAGGAAGAUGCCAGGUCGCUUGCGGACAAAAUCGGCGCAGUGACGUACAUUGAGUGCUCAGCAUUAACCCAAAAGAAUCUGAAGGAGGUGUUUGACAUGGCUAUCGCUGUCGGGCUGCGGCACUCUGAUCAGAGAGCGCGGCGGGAGAGGAAAGUGCGUAGCACAGCUGAUAAGAUGAAGACUCUCUCCAAGUCGUGGUGGAAGAAAUAUGUGUGCAUCCAGUAAGGAGAGAGUAGCGUGGUAAAACUGAAAGUGACUUUUUCAGGGUGACUGCGUUAAGGAGUUGGAUGUACAACUGCUUCUCUCAAAGAUCCCAGUGGGGCAACGGUUCAGUGGAGGCACAACAGUCCUAUCAUUGUUGGGCAUAGCUGGGGUUAGUUUCAUUUUGACCAGAAAUGAUCCCGUCUUGAUUUCUGUUGACACCCAAUAAUAAAGAAAUAACCACUAACUGCUCCUCUGAGCCAGUAUGAACUCUAAAUAUGACUGUGACCAGCGCUCAACCAAAAAA